This is a messenger RNA of Glycine soja, 1455 nucleotides long. Its product is annotated as kinesin-like protein KIN-12E. The transcript has 11 exons. Bases 1 to 780 code for a protein of 259 amino acids. NCBI's taxonomy places the organism in Eukaryota, Viridiplantae, Streptophyta, Magnoliopsida, Fabales, Fabaceae. The record is from RefSeq and is a predicted model, not a curated record.
AUGAAGGACCCCAUGAUGGCAUACUUACUUGAAAAGGAAUAUGUGUUUGUCUACUUGACAAAUAUAGAUACACUGAUAGACCCGCUGAGAUAUAAAGAAGUAUCCCGUUUGCGUGGUCUAGUUGGUGGAGGAGAAAUUCAGGAUAAUGACAUUUUAGUUGUCAACUUCCCAUGUUCUCCUGGAUCCUUCAAGUGGGAGGGUGUGCAAGGAUCAUUCACUCCAUUAACCUCUGUUAAAAGGAUAUCUCAGAAAAAAGACUAUGACAUUGCCCUUGUUGGGGCCUUUAGAAGGGAAAAGGACAAAGAGAUGGAAUUACAGGCACUAAGAGAUGAAAUUCAAGCGUCCAUGAAGCUGGUGAGACAAAGAGAAGAUGACAUACAAAGUUUGAAGAUGAGACUACGUUUUCGAGAAGCUGGAAUAAAAAGAUUACAAACAGUUGCUUCUGAGAAGAUCUCAGCUGAGACACACUUGCUAAAAGAAAAAGAGGAGCACUUGAAGGAAAUUGAGGUCUUGCGGGUCCAGGUGGAUCGGAAUAAUGAAGCAACUACAUUUGCUAUGGAAAAUUUGCAGCUAAAAGAAGAAAUUAGAAGGUUAAAGUCAUUUUGUAUGGAAGGUGAACGAGAACGGAUGAGUGAACAAAUCAUGGUAUUGGAAAACAAGUUGUUGGAAGCACUAGAUUGGAAAUUUAUGCAUGAAACAGAUCUGAAAAAAAAUUCUGAUUUGAUGAUCGAAGAUGUACAUAAUGAUGGUAAUCUCAUCUCCAAACAGGAGUCAAGUUGAAAAUCACGAUGGCAGUCUUUGGUUAGGGAGGAAAAUGAGUUUCUCAAUAUUCAGGCUAUACAAAACCAACCUUUGGGUUGGGGAGGGUAUGCUCUAAAAUGCAAACUUCAAAACCUAAAACAUAGACUAAAAUCCUGGAGUAGAGAUAUCUGUGGAGAUCUAGGCAGCAAGGUGAAGCAAACUCAGAAUAGGUCACUGCAAGGAAGGCAUAGUAUUUUUUAUAUGUACGGAAGACUUAAUGCCCCACGACACUUUGGGAAUGAUAAUAGAAAUUAUUUGCCAUCAUCUGUGUUUAUGGAACAAACACCUUAUGAAAUCAGUGCUCAUGGCUCUUCAAGAUUACACCCGACAGCACUCUUCAAUAGUAAAAUGAUGAUAAGAUCAAGUUCAGGGUGGGACAAAGAUUUAUAUAAUUGUCAGUCGUAUCAACGUAGUUUCUGCAGUCCUAACCUCACUGGGCACGCGAAGUUUGAUGCUGAGACUCUUGGGUGGGUGAUGGCUCUGUUCUUAGAGAAAAAUACCCAGAUUUAUAUGAGGUAUCUUCUCAAAAACUUCAGACAGUGGCAAGCAUGGGGAUUUUUGGAGAAAAUGGCUGGGAGUGGAAAUUUUCUUGGAGAAGACAUCUUUUUGAUAGUGAAUUGGGGGAAGCCACAACUUUUAUCGACCAGACCUCAG